Molecule: messenger RNA, 644 nt
Organism: Ceutorhynchus assimilis (cabbage seed weevil)
Lineage: Eukaryota; Metazoa; Arthropoda; Insecta; Coleoptera; Curculionidae
Source: the annotation of a GenBank genome assembly
AAGACACAAACCUAACUUGAUUAAAAAAAGAACCAAAAAAAAAGAAAAAGUUUAUUAUGGAAUGCAAAGUAAAUGCUCCUUGAAUUGUUUUAUUGGCACGUAGGUAUUGUUAAAGUAGAUAAAAGUGAAUUGUUUGUUGUUAUUUAUUUGCAGAUUACUUGUUGGUUGAAUAAAAUAAAAGUCAAAUUGCCUGGACAGCGUGGCCAGGCGUGGCCUUGAUUAUUUCUUCAAAUUAACGUACGUUUUUGAAAGUUUGCGUUUCCCGCAUUUUUGUUCACGAUUUUUGCCAAUUUCGUUGAUAAAUUAAAGAACAUGAAUCCGUGUGUAAUUCCAACGCCUUCCCAAGACACUGUUGGAGAUGGGAGAUGGAUGUCGAUGACAUGGAAGAUGGACUGAACGAAUUAGAACAAAUAGAAAAAAAAAGCAAUUUGCUAGUGGUAGGAAUACCUAAGCAAAAUGAAGAGGCAAGAGAAAGCUUGAGAAAAGUAUUUACAGCUAUGAAAGUGACUAUGCAAGAUGAAGAUAUCAAGGAAAUUUACAGAAUAAAUUCCAAAGAAGAUGCUCCUGUAAUGUUGAAAUUGGAAACCCAUGAAAUUAGAAGUACAAUAUUUAAGAAAAUUAAAGAGUUGAAAGGAAAGUACUAA